AUGGAGCGCGACGUCUGCGCGGGGGACGGGAGCGGCGGCGGCGAGGGCGGCCGAGGCUCCCGGGAGGGCCCGGCGGGGAACGGCCACGACCCGAGCCACGGCCGCGCAGCCCAGGCGCCCGGGGACCGGCAGGCGGCCGCGUCCUUGCUGGCCCCCAUGGACAUGGGGGAGGAGCCGCUGGAGAAGGCGGCGCACGCCCGCACGGCCAAGGACCCUAACACCUACAAGGUGCUCUCGCUGGUAUUGUCAGUCUGUGUGUUAACAACCAUCCUUGGCUGUAUAUUUGGGUUGAAACCAAGCUGUGCCAAAGAAGUUAAAAGUUGCAAAGGUCGCUGUUUUGAGAGAACAUUUGGAAACUGCCGCUGUGAUGUUGCUUGCGUUGACCUUGGAAACUGCUGUCUGGAUUACCAGGAGACAUGUAUAGAACCAGAACAUAUAUGGACUUGCAGCAAGUUCAGGUGUGGUGAGAAAAGAUUGCCCAGAAGCCUUUGCUCCUGUUCAGAUGACUGCAGAGAAAAGGGUGACUGCUGUGUCAACUACGGCUCUGUGUGCCGAGGAGAGAAAAGUUGGGUGGAAGAAACCUGUGAGGACAUUAAUGAGCCAAAGUGUCCAGCAGGGUUUGAAAUGCCUCCUACCCUCUUAUUUUCUUUGGACGGCUUCAGGGCAGAAUAUUUACACACUUGGGGCGGCCUUCUUCCUGUUAUUAGCCGACUAAAAAACUGUGGAACGUAUGCCAGAAACAUGAGACCAGUAUAUCCAACAAAAACGUUUCCCAAUCACUACAGCAUUGUCACCGGGCUUUAUCCAGAAUCCCAUGGCAUAAUUGACAACAAAAUCUAUGAUCCCAAGAUAAACGCUUUCUUUGCACUUAAAAGUAAAGAGGUCUAUAAUCCUAAGUGGUACAAAGGAGAACCAAUUUGGAUCACUGCUAAAUCUCAAGGCCUGAAAAGCGCCUCAUUUUUUUGGCCAGGAUCAGAUGUGGAAAUUAAUGGAAUUCGCCCAGACAUCUAUAAAAUGUAUAAUAGUUCAAUACCAUUUGAAGAAAGGAUUUUGGCUGUUCUUAAGUGGUUGCAGCUUCCUAAAGGUGAAAGACCACACUUUUACACUCUGUAUUUAGAAGAACCAGAUUCUUCAGGUCAUUCAUAUGGACCAGUCAGCAGUGAGGUCAUCAGAGCAUUGCAGAGGGUUGACAACAUGGUUGGUAUGCUGAUGGAUGGUCUAAAGACGCUGAACUUGCAUCAAUGCCUGAACCUCAUCCUUGUUUCAGAUCAUGGCAUGGAACAAGGCAAUUGCAAGAAAUUUGUGUAUCUGAAUAAAUAUUUGGGAGAUGUUAAAAAUAUUAAAAUUGUAUAUGGGCCUGCAGCCCGCUUGAGACCCACUGAUGUCCCAGAUAAGUACUUUUCAUUUGACUAUGAAGACCUUGCCAGAAAUCUUUCUUGCCGGGAACCAAACCAGCACUUCAAACCUUACCUGAAGCAUUUCUUACCGAAGCGUUUGCACUUUGCCAAAAACGAUAGGAUUGAGCCCUUGACAUUCUAUUUGGAUCCUCAGUGGCAACUUGCAUUGAGUCCUUCAGAAGGGAAACAUUGUGGAAUUGGAUUCCAUGGUUCUGACAAUAUAAUUUCAAAUAUGCAAGCCCUCUUUAUCGGCUAUGGACCUGGAUUCAAGCACAGCUUUGAAGUUGACUCUUUUGAAAAUAUUGAAGUCUAUAACUUAAUGUGUGAUUUAUUGAAUUUGAUACCUGCCCCUAAUAAUGGAACUCAUGGAAGUGUUAACCACUUUCUAAAGAAUCCUGUCUACACUCCAAAGAAUCCCAAAGAAGCCCAGUCCUUGGUACAGUGCCCCUUCACAAGAACGUCCAGAUAUAACCUUGACUGCUCAUGUGAUCCCUCAGUUUUGCCAGUUGUGGACUUUGAGAUACAGUUGAAUUUGACCAUGGCCGAAGAGAAGGUUAUGACGCGCAGCACUUUACCCUAUGGCAGACCCAGAGUUCUCCAGAGGGACAGCACCAUUUGCCUUCUUUACCAGCACCAGUUUGUGAGUGCUUACAGCCGUGACAUCCUGAUGCCCCGUUGGACAUCCUACACUGUUGACAGAAAUGACAGUUUCUCUACAGAAGGCUUUUCCAACUGUCUCCAUGAGGAUCUCCGAAUUCCCUUCAGUCCUAUCCAUAAGUGUUCAUUUUAUAAAGAUAACGCUGAACUAAGUUACGGGUUCCUCUGCCCACCUCAACUAAAAAAAGGUUCAAGCCAACUACAUUCUGAAGCAUUGCUUAAUACUAACAUGGUGCCAAUGUACCCGAGUUUUCAAGUGAUAUGGCACUACUUUCACGGCACCCUACUGCCAAGGUAUGCAGAAGAAAGAAACGGUGUCAACGUUGUCAGUGGCCCUGUGUUUGACUCUGAUUAUGAUGGACGUUAUGAUUCCUCAGAGAUCCUGAAGCAAAACCACAGACGCAUCCGUAAUCAAGAAAUUCUGAUCCCAACUCACUUCUUCAUUGUGCUAACAAGUUGUAAAAACACAUUCCAGACUCCCUCACACUGUGAAGAUUUAGACACCUUAGCUUUCAUUUUGCCUCACAGGACUGACAACAGUGAGAGCUGUGUGCAUGAGAAGCAGGACUCCUCAUGGGUUGAAGAGUUGUUGAAGCUACACAGAGCUCGGAUCGUAGAUGUCGAACUCCUCACUGGACUCAGCUUCUAUCAAGAAAGAAAAGAGCCAAUUUCAGAAAUUUUGAAGUUGAAAACACAGUUGCCAACUUUUAACCAAGAAGACUGAUAUUUUUUACUCCAAGAACACAUCAUAAAUGGUUUUCAAAGAACCUGCUGUUUUAUACAGUCCUCUCUCCGCGCUGUCGCAUUAUUUUGAAACUGUCGACCAGAGUUAGAGCUGAGAAUCCUCUGCGAUACGACCAUCUCAGGGAACCCUGUGGCCUCAGCCUGGCAGUAGGAAAAUGCUCUUCUCGAGUCUCGCACAUGUUUGAAUGUGUAAGAAUUGUUCCAAUUUGGGGAAGAAAGACGAAAGACAGGCUGUACCUAAAACUGCUCUUCUAUUCUCUUAAGGGCAGAAGUAGCUGUGAAAGUUGUCUGGACACCAGAUAUUUGAACCUUAUUUUCAUUAAUAAACUUUUUGGAACUGGCAAACACGGCACUAAUGGAUAGGAUUGGAAUAAUCUGUGUUACAUCAUCAGAUCAGUAUUUUUACAAGAAUUUAAAAGUGAUUCUGGAUUAUUUUUAACUUGGAUUUUAGUUUUAACCAAAAAAAUUAGUGGAAGCAAAAAUAUCUGCAAGGCCCUCUUUCUGUCUUUUUUGUGUACCCUUUCAAAAGCCAAAGUAUGUAAUCCUGUGGGUUUAUUUUUUAAAUUGUGAUUUGCUAAUUUCAGAUUUAAUGUCUUUAACAAGUUAAAUUCUGAGGCAACAUCUGUGAAUUGAGUAGUGAGUGUAUCUACCUGGUAUAAAAUUUUACCCUACAUUUGUAUAAAGAAAAGAAAGAUAUUCCCAUCUUGCUCACUGGUAAUUAACAUAGGUCGAAAAUAUCUCUAAAUGCGGGUUUUUUUGACUGUUAAAAAAAUGUCUUGAUGAAACUUGUCAACCUGUGCAAAGUGGCAUUUUUCAUUUUUCAUCACGAUGGUAAGAACAUUCCUCUAUGCAUAAAAAUGACCCCACCAGCAACAGAAUUAAUGCUGAUUUGUUCAUUUUGAGGUUCCAUAGAUUUGAAGAGCAUGUGUAGCCAUUGCUUUACAACUUCUUGGUGGUCAUGAUAAAUAAACUUGAUCCACUCUAUAGACUAUACUUGUCAGUUCCAGCCUGUGGACCUUCAAUGGCUACUUUCAUUUGGCUACCUGGGUUUGAUUUACCUGGGUUUUUAUUACUAUACCCAAAAAUGAAAGUUUUUAUUUGCCUUUCAUAUGAUGAUCAUUUUUCAACAGACUAUGGGCCACAAAAUCCUUUAGAUAAUACAAUUUGUAUCCAAAAAAUAUUUAAUAAUUUAGAAAAUUUCAUUGGUGUUUUAGUCCCAUUGGCCUUGAGGGUUUAUACAUUGUAUUGUUUAUUUUCCCAGUCUGUCUUCUCUGUUCAGUUUGAGUCAUUUCUAUUGUUCUGUCUUUAAGUUCACUGAUAAUUUUCUCUUUUUAAUCCAUUUUGUUGUUGAGCCCAUCCAUUGAUUUUU
This is a messenger RNA of Hyaena hyaena (striped hyena), 4167 nucleotides long. RefSeq names its product ectonucleotide pyrophosphatase/phosphodiesterase 1 (gene ENPP1). The record is from RefSeq and is a predicted model, not a curated record. Gene Ontology annotation, molecular function: polysaccharide binding; scavenger receptor activity; dinucleotide phosphatase activity. Gene Ontology annotation, biological process: nucleoside triphosphate catabolic process; immune response; negative regulation of fat cell differentiation. The transcript has 25 exons. Gene Ontology annotation, cellular component: cell surface. NCBI's taxonomy places the organism in Eukaryota, Metazoa, Chordata, Mammalia, Carnivora, Hyaenidae. The coding region runs from base 1 to 2778 and encodes 925 amino acids.